Molecule: messenger RNA, 498 nt
Organism: Periophthalmus magnuspinnatus
Lineage: Eukaryota; Metazoa; Chordata; Actinopteri; Gobiiformes; Gobiidae
Gene: lenep
Product: lens epithelial protein
Exons: 2
Coding region: 148-351 (67 amino acids)
Biological process (GO): multicellular organism development
Source: RefSeq, a predicted model, not a curated record
UUGAGUCAUUCAGCAUAUGGAAAAAUAAAGAAGAACCCGGAUAUGUGAGUGAGGUUAUAAGUAUUUGAGUGUACUACUGAUCCGAGGCUGCCGGUUUGAUUUUACAGGCUGUACCAUCUCUGCACUGUGGUCAACUUCUGUGGAGCCAUGCAUCCUCAGCGCCCUCUGCCACAAGCGAUGCCCACGCCCCCCUCGUCCUCCCUGGGACAGCAGCUGAGGGACAUAGCCAUGGGUCUGGGCAGGGGCAAGAACUUCCUCGGUGGAAAAUUCGCCUAUGGGUUCAUUCAGUCUCUCAAAGAGUGCUUGUAUUUUCUGCUCUGCUGCUGGUGCAUCAAAGAGAUUCUGGACUGAAAUGAAUUAAUGAUUUUUCACUGGCGCCGGUUUCUGCGAGCCUCUGAUGAUCACACGUGUAGUGGCGGCCUAUAGCCUACAGGUCUGCAGGUUGAUCCUUCUAGGGUUUGAAAAAAGACCUGCUACUACUUUUGCAAUCAGUGGCUA